UCCCCCGACGGGCACCUCUGGACGCGAGCAAGAACGCGGGAGGCCCGGCCUGGCCCCGGCGCCCGGGGACCGGGGCCCCGCUCCGCUCAUUGGCUGCGGCGGGGGGAGUGGCGGCGGCAGGCCUGAGACGGCCAGCUCGGCUCGGUUCGGUUCGGCUGCCAUGCUGCUGAGCCCGGCGCGGCUGCUGGGCCCUUGGCGGUUGCUCCGCCGCGCGGCCGCCGCCUCGCCCGCCCGCGCCUACCGCGGUGAGGCGGUGGCGGCGGUGGGCUCCCGCCCCGACGCAGGCUCCGCACUCUACCAGGAAAACUAUGAACGAAUGAAAGCACUAGUAACUGAACUCCAAGAGCAAGCAGAAAAAAUCAAAUUGGGAGGUGGAGAAAAAGCUCGUAAGCUUCACACAUCAAGAGGAAAGCUGUUACCCAGAGAGAGAAUUGACAGGCUUAUUGAUCCUGGGUCUCCGUUCCUGGAGUUCUCCCAGUUUGCAGGUUACCAGUUGUAUGGUAAUGAAGAGGUACCAGCAGGAGGCAUUAUCACAGGCAUUGGACGAGUAUCUGGGGUGGAAUGCUUGAUUGUUGCUAAUGAUGCAACUGUCAAAGGUGGUACCUAUUAUCCCAUCACUGUUAAGAAACAUUUACGUGCUCAAGAAAUUGCAAUGCAAAAUCAUCUCCCUUGCCUUUAUUUGGUUGAUUCAGGAGGAGCAAAUUUACCUCGGCAAGCAGAAGUAUUUCCAGAUCGAGAUCAUUUUGGCCGUAUUUUCUAUAAUCAGGCAGUCAUGUCUUCACAAGGAAUUCCACAGAUAGCAGUAGUAAUGGGAUCCUGCACAGCAGGAGGGGCAUACGUACCUGCGAUGGCUGAUGAAAGUAUUAUUGUUGGCAAACAGGGAACAAUAUUCCUGGGAGGGCCACCACUGGUUAAAGCAGCAACAGGUGAAGAGGUAUCAGCAGAGGAUCUUGGAGGGGCAGAUCUUCACUGCAGAAAAUCUGGUGUAACAGAUCAUUAUGCUUUGGAUGACAAUCAUGCACUUCAUCUAGCAAGGAAAGCUGUAAGAAGUUUAAAUCUCCAAAAGAAAGUAGAUGUGACUAUAGAACCAUCAGAAGAGCCUUUAUUUCCUGCUGAUGAAAUAUAUGGAAUAGUGGGCGACCAGCUAAAAAGAAACUUUGAUGUCAAAGAGGUCAUUGCUAGAAUUGUAGACGGAAGUAAAUUUGAUGAAUUCAAAGCCUUGUAUGGGGAUACUUUAAUUACAGGAUUUGCAAGAAUAUUUGGUUAUCCGGUAGGAAUUAUUGGAAACAAUGGCGUUCUUUUCUCAGAGUCAGCAAAAAAGGGUACACAUUUUAUCCAGUUGUGUUGCCAGAGAAAUAUUCCCAUUGUGUUUUUGCAGAAUAUUACAGGUUUCAUGGUUGGUAGAGAAUAUGAAGCUGGAGGGAUAGCAAAAGAUGGUGCCAAGAUGGUAACUGCUGUAGCUUGUGCCAAUGUACCUAAAAUAACAGUGAUUAUUGGUGGUUCUUACGGAGCUGGAAACUAUGGGAUGUGUGGAAGAGCAUAUAGUCCAAGAUUUCUUUAUGUGUGGCCAAAUGCUCGCAUAUCGGUGAUGGGAGGGGAACAAGCUGCAACCGUUCUAGCUACAAUAGCUAAGGACCAAAAAGCAAGGGAGGGAAAACAGAUUAUUACUUCUGCCCAAGAGGAGCAGCCAGGGAUCCUCCCUGGUUUGGGUGUAUGAGGAGGACUAUGUGAGAACAAACUGUCUUUCCAGUUAUUUUUGAAGUAGGCAGUUUUACAGAAAGCUUCAAAUUAUUCAGUGACUGAGAAUUGUGAAACUUGUAACAGCAGAAGGCUGUAGAAGUUUGGAAAAGGUUUUGACUCACUUCAACAUUUUGAUGGAAAAUUAGUGGUAUUUUGUUUAAGAAUCUCUUCUAGUUUCUCAGUAUGGUCUUUUGUGCUGUGUUUUGUAAAUUAUAUUGUAUAUGUUUGUACUGGUGCCUUGGUCCCAUAAGAAGUGAUUUUAUUGUGAUGUCUUAAAAUUGCUUGUAUUUAUCAUGAGUAGUUAUUCAGAAUAAUGAAGUGGUGUGUACAUAUUAUCUCAACAAUUCUUUUUUCUACGCUAUACUUGGGCUCUCUGUGGAUAGAAUAUAUUCAUAGAAUCAUAGAAUGGUUUGUGCUGGAAGGGACCUCAAAGAUCAUCUAGUUCCAACCCCCCUGCCAUGGGCAGGGACACCCUCCACUAGACCACGUUGCCCAAAGCCCCAUCCAACCUGGCCUUGAACACUUCCAGGGAUGGGGCAUCCACAACCUCUCUGGGCAACCUGUGCCAGUGCCUCACCACUCUAACAGUAAAGAAUUUCUUUCUAAUAUCUAAUCUAAACCUACCCUCCUUCAGCUUAAACCCAUUACCCCUUGUCCUGUCACUACACUCCCUGAUAAACAGUCCCUCACCAGCUUUCCUGUAGGCCCCUUCAGGUACUGGAAGGCCACAAUUAGAUCUCCCUGGAGCCUUCUUUUCUCCAGGCUGAACAAUCCCAACUCCCUCAGCCUGUCCUCAUAGGAGAGGUGCUCCAGCCCUCUGACCAUCUUCAUGGCCCUCCUCUGGACUCUCUCCAACAGCUCCAUGUCCUUCUUGUACUGGGGCCCCCAGAGCUGGAUGCAGUACUCCAGGUGGGGUCUCACCAGAGCAGAGUAGAGGGGCAGGAUCACCUCCCUUGACCUGCUGGUCACACUUCUUUUGAUGCAGCCCAGGACAUGGUUCACCCUCAUCUCUCUCUGUCUUAAUUUCCCACAUCCCUAAGAUGUACAUGAUGAUAAUCAGAAAGAAUUUUGAGAAAAAUAAUUCUAGUUAAUGUCAGUAAAAUGUGUUAGAAACUUGAAAAUUUUUUGAAUUACAGUGAUGACCACUUGGGAUUGUAGAGAAACCCAGUGUUAGUAUAGCACAGACUUGUUUUAUUAAAAAAUCUUGCCAAAGACAGCUCAGAACAGGGUUCAUUCAGUACAGUAGCUUCAGUAAUUUUCAGAUGCUAAUCCCCAAUUAUUCUUAUACUCAGUUAAGUAUAUUUUUACUGUCCUUUUCCCACCCAUCCAUUUUGAAAAGUGAUAUUUUAAUUUCAUUGUCAAAUAUGCUAAAUUAAUAAUUGUGUGUAAAAAGGGGGAAAAACUUGGGAAGGUCAUUUAGGUAGUUUCUUCUUGUUUGAUGCUGCAUAUAAAGCUCUGCUGUCAUUGUGGAUGAAAAUAU
Molecule: messenger RNA, 3220 nt
Organism: Grus americana (Whooping crane)
Lineage: Eukaryota; Metazoa; Chordata; Aves; Gruiformes; Gruidae
Gene: MCCC2
Product: methylcrotonyl-CoA carboxylase subunit 2
Exons: 16
Coding region: 161-1717 (518 amino acids)
Biological process (GO): L-leucine catabolic process
Cellular component (GO): mitochondrion; methylcrotonoyl-CoA carboxylase complex
Molecular function (GO): methylcrotonoyl-CoA carboxylase activity
Source: RefSeq, a predicted model, not a curated record